CGCGAGAUAGUUGUUUGCAUAGUAACGACAGUAGCAACGGAGCUGUGUGUGGAUUGACAGCAAAACAACUCAUGUAAAUAGUCAGAACAGACAAAACACAGAAAUACAGAAUGGAAGGCUUGCCUUUUCUACCAGGAAAUACAUUUUCUGAUCCUACGAGAAAUAAAUACCACAGAAGUCAUUCCCUGAACUACAAGAAUGGAUACGCAUUGCCCACACACCCCACUGUCGGCAUUGGAGGAGAGCCCAUUCUCUACAAUCAGCUGUCGGAACAGGAGCUCAAUGAACUAGCCAACUUUAAUCCAACACUGACUUAUGGUCAGGCUAAAGAAGCACCCCCUGAGGAUUUUGUACCUGGACAUGUUGCUUGGGAUAAGAAGGUGCUCCGGUUUAAUGCCUACUUCAAGCAGACCGUUCAUGAAUCAAAAGACGAGUAUUUCCGAGUACGCCCAGUCGACAUUUUCUAUUACCUCGAGGAUGACAGUAUUGCAGUUAUAGAACCCCAUGUAGAAAACAGUGGAAUGCCACAAGGAAAAUUGAUCAAGAGACAAAGACUGCCGAAGAAUGACCAGGGAGAUCAUUGGCAUUGGAAAGAUUUGAACAAUGGUGUCAAUGUUACAUUCUAUGGGAAAGUUUUCCACAUUGUAAACAUGGAUAAAUUUACAUCUGAUUUCUUGGACAGUGAAGGUAUUAUUUUGAAUGCCAGUGAGCAGCUACCUACAGACCCUUACAUAGAGAGACGCAAGAAUGCAGCUGCACUCCGCACAUACACAACACCUUCGUCGUUUGACAAGCAGAAACAGUUCCUCGAGCUUGACAGAAAAGUUUUGCGUUUCUUCUGCGUUUGGGAUGAUAGGGACAAUAUGUUCGGUGAAAUGAGACCGUUUGUAAUACAUUAUUUCUUGGUAGACGAUACACUGGAGGUCCGUGAAGUGCACACUGCCAAUGACGGUAGAGAUCCAUUCCCAGUUCUCAUCGGUAGACACAAAGUUCCUAAAGAUAGAUACAAUGUAGAGUCAUCAUUCCCUGGGGUCGUGAUGGAACUCUCCUCCCAUGAGAUUAAGGAGUAUUUUACACCAAAAGAUUUCACGAUUGGUGAAACGGUGAUGAUUUAUGGAAGGCGAUUCUUGAUCUAUGAUUGCGAUAACUUUACAAAGAGUUUCUACUACCAUACUUUCGGAAUCUCAGAAUUCCCGUCAGUAGAAGUAAAACAGAAAAUGAAAGAUCUGCCUAAAAUGGAAAUUCCUCCUUUCAACCAGUUUGGUUCCCUAGAAGAUUCUCUACAGUCAUGUCUGUCACUGAUACCACAACCUCCUAAGAAAGAUUUUAUCAAAAUGUUGGAAAAUGACCACAAAGUUCUCAGAUUUGAGGCAGUCAUGGACUCUGUCAGACCGGAAGACAAAGGACGUAGAUUCAUCCUUUCAUACAGACUAGCGGACGACAUGAUGACCAUUUACGAGCCUCCAGUCCGGAACUCCGGUAUCAUCGGAGGCAAAUUCCUGGAAAGAACCCGCGUAGCCAAGCCAAACUGCCCGCCUGACCAGCCAGUAUUCUACGGACCACAAGAUUUCUACAUCGGUGCAGUGAUUGAAGUUUUCCGACAUAGAUUUGUUAUCACAAACGCUGAUGAGUAUGUACUGAGGUUUAUGGAAGAUCACGCUGGCCAAUUCCCAGAAAGCACAGUACAGUCAUUGAGACAGAGGUUAGCAGAGGGGUCCAUCAUGAAAGAAACAGUGAAAGGUGCUCCUAUGAAAGUCAAGAGAACAGAUGGUGAUUUGAACACGUUAGUGCAGCAGGUUCGAGCCCAGCUGAAGAAGAUUGCAAUUACUGAUAAAACACGUGUGGAUGAGAUGUUCUUACGUUACAAUACAGACAGAACCGGGUACAUUGACGCCCUAAAUAUGAGAGAUUUAUUACGUAGAUUACAACUGCCAGCUGACGAUGAUGUUGUUAAUGCUCUUGUUGGUCAGUGUACAGAAAGUCCAGAAGGAAAGAUAAGUCUGGAAGAUUUCCGGAGAUUUGUGGAAAGUUCAUGAGUUAACUCCCUUCAUAGACAUUAAAAAAAUGAAUUUAUACAGUUGACAUUGAAAUAUAUGGAUUAUUGUGGUUCAACAAAAUUAAGUGAAAAAUAAAAUUUGUCCAAAGCUGUAUUUUAUUUUGAAAGUCAUUACACAUUUGACCAAAUCAUGAGAAAAUGACAAUAUAAUUGAAAUAUAUUUUGAAGCAUACAUGACUGUAUGUCAUUUAAUACUUCUGUUACUAUACAUUCGCAGAAAAGGGUUAAAUUUAAUUGUUAAGUAUACAUGUUGCUAUAUUUUUUAGAUGAAAUCUAUGUUGCAGAUAUGUUUUCUAGAAAGACUGUUGAUAGUUAUACUAAGAAUGCAUUUCGAAAUGUUGUUUUUACAUGUUUGAAAAAAAAAUGCUUCUUUGAUAGUUUAGCAUCAAAGAAAAAUUUAAGAAAAUUUCAGUAUGAAAAAUUCAUUUUUCCUACUUAUUGAACAUAUGCACAAACCAUUUGUGCUAAACAUGAUCUUUCUACAUUUUAUUGUUUAAGAAAUUUUUAAUGUUUUAUAUGUAAAAGAAAUAUGCAUUCUUAUCACUGUGUAUGAUUUAUUUAAAGCAUAUUAAAAGAUUCUGUGAUAAUAAAAAUGUAAAAAUUU
Mercenaria mercenaria is the source of this 2660-nucleotide messenger RNA. RefSeq names its product EF-hand domain-containing protein 1-like. Gene Ontology annotation, molecular function: alpha-tubulin binding; calcium ion binding. The record is from RefSeq and is a predicted model, not a curated record. NCBI's taxonomy places the organism in Eukaryota, Metazoa, Mollusca, Bivalvia, Venerida, Veneridae. Bases 111 to 2036 code for a protein of 641 amino acids. Gene Ontology annotation, biological process: mitotic cytokinesis; cilium-dependent cell motility; mitotic spindle organization. Gene Ontology annotation, cellular component: axoneme; mitotic spindle. The transcript is spliced from 11 exons.